UCAAUCACAAAAAGAAAAUUUACUCCGAUUCAAAUUUGUCCUUCAGAAUUCGACUUUUAAUACAGAGAAGAAAAUGGUACUCAAAUAGGAUUAUUUUAUCUAAAUCAAAAAUGUCGACUGGAAAUGCAAGCAAACAUGACGUUGGGAAAUCAUCCACAAACCAGAAUUCCUUUCUAAUCUCUGCUUCAAGUAGAAUUCUCCAAGAUCUUUCUGACGUAUACAUCAAUCCAUUAGAAUCUGUUUCCGUGGAUGCUGAUUCUCCGCGUUUCCAAAUCGAUUCGAGCAAUGAAACUCCUAAUAAAUAUCCGAACGCGCCACAGUCUUCUCCUAUCGACGUACAAAACAAUACAGACAUUUCUGUUUUUAAUGAAGAACUUAUGAAAUGCCUAAGCAACCUUCCAGUGAUAUUAUUGCCUUCAGAAGAAAGUAAUGACUCCUUUGAAAUGCCAGUAUUUCAUACAGAAGAUGAUACAAGAAGUUAUUUGGAAGCUACCAAAUCUGCAGAGUCAGAAGUAGUAUCAGAUAAUUGUAAAGUGUUUGAAGAACAUUACGAAAAGUACAACGGGAAUCGUUCGGUCGAGUCCAGUUAUGUUAUAUGGAAUAGAUCAGAACAUCUUACAGAGGAAGGCAAGAGUGGAUCAACAGGAUGUUUACCUACAAAUGGCAGCGACCAGAUGGGAAAGCUAAAUUUGUUGAGAGUUAAUUCUGUUAGAGAUUUUAAUAGAGACUUCAACAGAAGAAGCACUUUCAGUGAUAACGAAUCGGUAAUUGCCAAUUGUGCCUCUGAUGUAUCCGAUAUAUCUUCAGAAGAGGAAGAAACUGCUUCAUCUGAUGGCGGUUCAAGCUGUGUAUCAAGAGAUAGAAUCGAAUUUGAGGCCCUGGCCCUUGAUUCCGCGAUCUAUCCAUCCAUUUUUAAAGGACUUCAACAUUGGAGGACACUUAGUAGAAAUAAAAGGGCACUUUCUUUGGAUGAAGUGAAUCCUUUAAAGGCCCUGCAUACUAUUGAUUUUUCCACAACCGAAUUUCAGCUGACUGUAUAAAUCAAGCUGAUUUUGCUAUUUUCGCAAUACGAAAAUACCCAGCUGUUUGAUUCAUUUUGGUUAAUUUUAAUGGAAAAAUGGGCUAUUUGCAGAAUUAAACAAAUCUUUUGUUUAAUGGAGUAUACAAAGCAAGUAUCAGUAAUUUUUUGUAUACCUUAAUUUGUGCAAGUUUUGGUUAAUUAUAGAGCUAAUUAGUUAAUUAAAUUGUGUGAAUUUCAUAUUAGAAAAAUGUUUAUGUAUUUUAAUGCAAUACAUUGAGUGAAUAUUCACUGUUUUAGUUCCGUUAAAGGAAAAAAAUAAUUUGUAUUAAUCAAAUAAAGCAUUGUAUGUUAAU
Messenger RNA from Argiope bruennichi, 1374 nucleotides. RefSeq lists its product as uncharacterized. The record is from RefSeq and is a predicted model, not a curated record. NCBI's taxonomy places the organism in Eukaryota, Metazoa, Arthropoda, Arachnida, Araneae, Araneidae. Bases 111 to 1040 code for a protein of 309 amino acids. The transcript is spliced from 2 exons.